Hevea brasiliensis (rubber tree) is the source of this 829-nucleotide messenger RNA. Its product is annotated as protein LURP-one-related 11-like. The record is from RefSeq and is a predicted model, not a curated record. Lineage: Eukaryota; Viridiplantae; Streptophyta; Magnoliopsida; Malpighiales; Euphorbiaceae. The transcript has 3 exons. The coding region runs from base 34 to 636 and encodes 200 amino acids.
AAUUACAAAUAAAACUUCUCUGCAAAAAAACUGAUGGCAAAGAUACACCCCCGAGAACCUCUUUCUUCAGCUCCCUGUUACUUCACAUCUAAACAGGAAACUUUCACCAUAUGGAUGAAGUCUCUGGUUCUCAGUGGCAAUGGCUGCACCGUGUUCGAUUCAAACGGCCAUGUCGUUUAUCGUGUUGAUAACUACAACUGCAAGUCUGGAAAUCAAGUUCAUCUCAUGGAUUCCUGGGGCAACGUCCUCUUCACCAUAUUCAGAAAGAAAUUCAAGUUGCUGGGUUGUUGGGAGGGCUACAAAACCUCUGGCUCUGGUGCAGAUGACGAGAGAAAGCCAGGUUUUCAAGUGAGAAAAAGCUUCAGGCUUUUAAGAGGAGGGUCAUUAUGCAGAGCUCUUGUGGGGUUAGACCAGAAUCAACCAUCGCAAUACAAGAUUCAAAGCUGGACUCGCAACUCAACAUGCAGGAUAAUAGACGACUCUGGGGGACUCAUCGCAGAGGUGAAGAGAAAGGAGUCAAAGGGUGGAGUUGUGUUAGGUGAAGAUGUUUUAACGAUGGUGGUGGAGCCCUGUAUGGAUCAUUCUCUCAUCAUGGGACUUCUUGUCGUCUACAAUCUCAUCAAAUGUAAAAUCUGAAGUUUUGGGAAAAAAAAAAAAAGGGGCUUUCUGUACAUAUAUAAAACUAGCUAUUCUCUCAUCAUGGGACUUCUGGUAGUCUACAAUCUCAUCAAAUGUAAAAUCUGAAGUUUUGGCCAAAGAAAAAAGCUUUCUGUACAUAUAUAACACUAGCUAAUAAAAAAAAAAAAAAAUCUUUAACCAAUGUUUUUCA